GAGGCGGAGGCUGAGAAGCUUCGCAUGGACGCCAGGGAAUGUCAGGGGAACGUCACCGAAGGGUUGGAAAAGGUUAGGGAAGGUCCGGAAGUGUUGGAAAAGGUUCGGGAGGGUCGGGAAAGGUCAGGGAAGGUCGAGGAGGAUCAGGAAAGGUUGAGGAAGGUCGGGAAAGGUUUAGUAGAUUUGUCAAGAACAGAGACGGUGCAGGCGGCGCAGGCGGACGCCGAGAGAAUUAAGCUGAUUGGUGGAUCGGAGGCAACGGCCACAGAAGCGGUCGGUAAAGCGGCGGCGGAGAGGAUGCGUGUAAAGGCAGCCGCCUACAAGCAGUACGGAGCCGCAGCCAAGACGGCUCUAGUGCUCGAGUCCCUGCCCAAA
Priapulus caudatus is the source of this 375-nucleotide messenger RNA. RefSeq names its product flotillin-2a-like. The transcript is spliced from 2 exons. The record is from RefSeq and is a predicted model, not a curated record. Lineage: Eukaryota; Metazoa; Priapulida; Priapulimorpha; Priapulimorphida; Priapulidae. The annotation marks the transcript as partial.